AUGGAGGCUCGUCCGGUUCAGAGAUCAGGCUCUAGGGAUCUCAGUAACCUCACUCACACUUCUUCAAUCCCAUCUACACCAAACCCUUCUUUAGCACCAGAAGCUGCUUUCAUGAGAUCAGAUCACAAACCCUUAGGACAACAAAACUAUCACUUGCUUUCCUCCAGUAACGGUGGAGCAGUUGGACAUAUAUGUUCUUCCUCAUCAUCUGGUUUCUCAACCAAUCUCCACUACUCAUCUAUGGAGAAACACAACUACACAGGAAGCAACGGUAAUUCCGCCUCACACCAUCUCGUUUCUCAGGCGUCAAGCAACGAUGAUAGUUCUUGGUGCCAUGGAGGGUUUCUUGAUUUCCCUGAAGACCACCAGACUGUUCAUAACAACAGCCAGAUGGAGGACGGUUGCAUUGGCAUUGGCGCGGCGUUUGAAUGGGCUGACCACUUGAUCACUGAUGAAGAUCCUUUACUAUCUACUAACUGGAAUGAUCUCUUGCUUGACACCAGUUCCAAUUCAGACACAAAGGAUCAGAAGUCUUUGCAAAUCAUCCCACCGCAACCACAGACUGUUCAGCAGCAACCUUCUCCGUCUGUGUCUGUGGACUUGCGACCCGUCAGCACAACAUCUUCAAACAGUAAUAACAAGGCACGUAUGCGUUGGACACCAGAGCUUCACGAGGCUUUUGUUGAGGCUGUCAACAGUCUUGGUGGCAGUGACAGAGCAACUCCUAAGGGUGUGCUGAAGAAAAUGAAAGUUGAAGGCUUGACUAUAUAUCAUGUCAAAAGCCAUUUGCAGAAAUAUAGGACGGCUAGGUAUAGGCCAGAACCAUCAGAAACUGGCUCACCAGAGAAGAAGUUGACACCGCUUGAACAUAUAACAGCUCUUGACUUGAAAGGUGGGAUAGGUAUUACAGAGGCUCUGCGACUUCAGAUGGAAGUACAGAAGCAACUCCAUGAGCAGCUCGAGAUUCAAAGAAACCUGCAACUCCGGAUAGAAGAACAAGGCAAGUACCUGCAGAUGAUGUUCGAGAAACAAAACUCUGGUCUCGGCAAAGGGGCAGCCUCAACAUCAGAUUUACCAUCCAAAUCUGAACAAGAAGACAAGAAACCAGCUAAUUCAGAGGAGAUCGCACCAGAGGAGACCACCAGGAAAUGCCAAGAGUCAGAAUCUCCACAACCAAAGCGAGUCAAAACCGACAACUGAAAGAAUCUAUCUACAUCUACUAGGAGCUGGUGUAUUGCUGGAUCGUUUCGUAGUUCCAGAGUUUUAACAGUUAGAGAGAGAAAGAAAGAAAGCUCUCUUAUCUCGAGGGUCUUGAGGACUUUUAUCUCUACUGUUUCAACUAUUUUUUCUGAUGUAAGACUCUCUCUCAACUCUGUUGUGUAGACAAAACUACAGAUCCCCAAAGAAGAAACCAAAAACAAAAUAAGAGUUUAGUUAGGGAGAAUCUUCAUCAUUUGAGUGUAAUUUAAAUGCUGUAACUCAUCGUUAGUUUACGGAUACAGAUUUUAUGUUUUAAUACUUUUUUUAGAAUAUUAAACCCUUAGUUUGUGAUUACAUUUAAAGAUUCAAAACUCAA
Messenger RNA from Eruca vesicaria subsp. sativa (arugula), 1576 nucleotides. The record is from the annotation of a GenBank genome assembly. NCBI's taxonomy places the organism in Eukaryota, Viridiplantae, Streptophyta, Magnoliopsida, Brassicales, Brassicaceae.